Messenger RNA from Pseudozyma hubeiensis SY62, 1059 nucleotides. Its product is annotated as pyruvate dehydrogenase protein x component, mitochondrial precursor. Gene Ontology annotation, biological process: pyruvate decarboxylation to acetyl-CoA. The record is from RefSeq and is a predicted model, not a curated record. The transcript has a single exon. Gene Ontology annotation, cellular component: pyruvate dehydrogenase complex. Gene Ontology annotation, molecular function: dihydrolipoyllysine-residue acetyltransferase activity. Bases 1 to 1059 code for a protein of 352 amino acids. Lineage: Eukaryota; Fungi; Basidiomycota; Ustilaginomycetes; Ustilaginales; Ustilaginaceae.
AUGUCGGCAACGCGCACCCUCCUUCUGCCAGCUUCGAGGCUGCUGGCCGCCGGCUCGAGCUCGCGCAACGCUGCGGCCACACGAGCACUCUCGACAUCGUCGGUGCAGAAUGCGAUCACCAAGUUCACCAUGCCCGCCAUGUCGCCCACCAUGACGUCCGGCGGCAUCGCAGCUUGGAAGGUCAAGGAAGGUCAGGCGUUCUCGGCGGGCGAUGUGUUGCUCGAGAUCGAGACGGACAAGGCCACCAUGGAUGUCGAGGCUCAGGACGAUGGUGUGCUCGCCAAGAUCUUCGUUCAGGAUGGAAGCAAGGAUGUGGAUGUUGGCAAGACGAUUGCGAUGCUCGCUGAGGAAGGCGAUGAUAUUUCCAACGUCGAAGCUCCGAAGGACGACGCAGCACCCAGCGCUACAUCUCCUACCGACGACAAGUCGGCGCAAACUUCCGACAAGUCGGAACCGGCAUCUUCGACUCAGACGGCUGCAUCCACCGGUUCUGCCGCUCCCUCCACACCGGGCGCUUCGAGCUCCAACGCACACCACACCUUUAAAGGACCUCUCUUCCCCUCGGUGCAGCGAUUGAUCGCCGAGAACGGAAUCCAAGACGCCGAGACCAAGAUAAAGGGUACGGGCGUACGUGGUAUGAUCACCAAAGGCGACGUGCUGGCUUUCCUGGGCAAGGCGAAAUCACCCACCGGAUCGUUCAAAGAACCCAAGGGAGGUAUCGCUGUACUCGGACCUUCGCAAGCCAAUCCCAAGGGCGGUUCCGCUUCUUCAUCCGCCACCUCGACCGCCAACAAGGCAUCAUCAGAGCCACUGACGGGUGACGCGCUGCGUUCGCUCAUCAUCGGCGGUCUCGCCGCGUCCUCCCGAUCUGCACGCCAGCAGACUACACCAGCACCUGCACCGGCGGUGAUCGUGGCGCAGUCGUUCUCACCGCAGGCGGUGGAUGGCCCUCUGGAGGGAACCGCGUUUUCGUCGACACCGGCACCAAUGGCUGUACCGAGUGGUGCGACGCGCAAGCAAGGCAUUCGCUCGGACGACCCGCUUUGGGAUCUGAUCUAG